Rotaria sp. Silwood1 is the source of this 438-nucleotide messenger RNA. Lineage: Eukaryota; Metazoa; Rotifera; Eurotatoria; Philodinida; Philodinidae. The record is from the annotation of a GenBank genome assembly.
AUGGGUUCUCCUCUUACUUUAACUAUUGCUAAUUGUUAUAUGUUCUUCUAUGAACAGCAAAUUAUUAAACAAAUAAGCAAUAGUGGUGGAUUAUAUUUUCGAUAUAUUGAUGAUAUAUUUAUAGCAAUAAACUGGCCAGCUCGACAUUUAUUCAAACAAAUCGAUGGAUGGAAUCAUUUUGAUGAAAAUAUUAAAUUAUCAAAAAAUAUUGAUUCAACAGCUGAUUUUCUUGAUUUGCAUAUAGAAAAUCAAGAUGGUCAAUUAUUUACUACAAUUUUUCAAAAAGCAUCUUAUGAACCAUAUUAUUUGCCAUUUAAUAGCAUCCAUCCUUUACAUAUGAAAAAGAAUAUAAUUUUUACUAUGUUAUUUCGUGCCAUCAGAUACUGUUCAUCAUUUCAAACUUAUUUAAAUGAGCGUGAGAAAUUACGAAUGGCAUGA